AAGAAAGACAAGAAGCGGCAUAAGGACACCAGCCUGCGUCCCAGCGAAUCAAAUUCGCCAUCGAAGCCCAGUACAAGCACAACUAAUGUACCAUCCUCCACUGACGUCGAUGCCUUUUUGUCAAAACAUGCUGUGACCAUCCAUGUCCCCGAAGGCUCGGAUCCAGUUACCCCCGUGCUCUUCUUCGACCAGCUUGAUGUGCCCUCAGAGCUCCACUCCGCCCUCAAAGGCUUCAAAGAGCCGACGCCCAUCCAAGCGUGCUCGUGGCCUCCUGCCCUUCAGGGCAAGGACGUCGUCGGUAUCGCAGAGACCGGAAGUGGAAAGACCCUCGCCUUCGGCCUUCCCGCCCUCGCUCGCCUCAUUUCAUCUCCCUCAUCCACAAAGAACAAAGGCACGACUGUGUCCGUCCUCGUCGUCGCACCCACUCGCGAGCUUGCCAUCCAGACGCAUGACACCCUCGCAGCGCUGGGCGAGCCUUUCGGUAUCGCCAGCGUCGCAGUCUUCGGCGGCGUGGACAAGGCCCCGCAAGUGAGAUCACUCAAGAACGCGAACAAGGACGGAAAGACUACGCGGAUCAUCGUGGGUACGCCUGGUCGGAUACUGGACCUGGUCAACGAUGGUGCCUGCGACCUGAGUCGUGUAACAUAUCUGGUCCUCGACGAGGCAGAUCGGAUGUUGGACAAGGGGUUCGAGAACGAUAUCCGUGCCAUCAUUAGUCACACGAAGCAAGGCGCCGAACGCCAGACCCUCAUGUUCAGUGCAACGUGGCCUGAAGCCGUGCGGAGACUAGCAGGAUCGUUCCAACGCGAUCCCGUGCGAGUCACCGUCGGCAGCGACGACCUCACAGCGAACAGCCGCGUAGAGCAGACCGUCGAAGUCUUCGACGACUCCCGGUCCAAAGACCAACGUCUCCUCAAGCACCUCCGCAGCCUCUCGCACAAAAAAUCCGGCUCGCCCGAAGACGCGCGCAUCCUCGUCUUCGCGCUCUACAAAAAAGAAGCCACGCGCGUCGAGUACAUGCUCCGGGACCAGGGCUACUCCGUCGCAGGCCUGCACGGCGACCUCUCCCAAUCCGCGCGCAUGGAGGCCCUCGACAACUUCAAGGCCGGCCGGACGGGCCUCCUCGUCGCGACGGACGUCGCCGCGCGGGGGCUCGACAUCCCCAACGUCGCCGCGGUCGUCAACUACACGUUCCCGCUCACGAUCGAGGACUACAUUCACCGGAUCGGGCGGACGGGCCGGGGCGGGAAGUCGGGCAAGUCGAUCACGUUCUUUACGGGCGAUGGCCAUGAGAGGGCGUUGGCCGGGGAGCUGGCGAGGGUGCUUAGGGAGAGUGGGUUUGAGUGUGAGGGGCUGAGGAAGUUUCCAAUGACGAUCAAGAAGAAGACGCACAGCGUGUACGGCGCGUUCUUCAAGGACGACAUCCCCAUGGACACUAAACCCACCAAGAUCACCUUCGACUAA
Molecule: messenger RNA, 1464 nt
Organism: Fomitopsis serialis
Lineage: Eukaryota; Fungi; Basidiomycota; Agaricomycetes; Polyporales; Fomitopsidaceae
Product: DEAD-domain-containing protein
Exons: 5
Biological process (GO): rRNA processing
Cellular component (GO): nucleolus
Molecular function (GO): ATP binding; RNA helicase activity; RNA binding
Source: RefSeq, a predicted model, not a curated record